CCGGGUCUGUUCCUGGUUGCGUUCGGCUGUUCUGAAUUGUUGCAGUGUGUAUCAAUGGAGUGGGAAUGGUAUCGUGAGUUAGCUAGCAAGUGAAUGGCAGGGAAUCCGUACACUUACCAUGGAAGGCAUGCUUUAUAAAUGGACCAAUUAUCUCAGUGGAUGGCAGCCACGCUGGUUUAUUCUUGCUGGAGGAAUUUUGUCCUAUUAUGAUUCACAAGAGGACACGUGGAAGGGCUGCAAAGGCAGCAUUAAGAUGGCAGUGUGUGAAAUACAAGUGCAUAAUAGUGACAACACAAGAAUGGAGCUGAUCAUUCCAGGGGAACAACACUUCUACCUGAAGGCUGCGAAUGCUGCUGACAGACAGAGGUGGCUUGUCGCCUUGGGAUCUUCCAAGGCUUGUCUGACGGACAGCAGGACAAAGAAAGAGAAAGAAAUAAGUGAAAACACUGAAUCCCUGAAAAAGAAGGUCUCCGAGCUGAGAUUGUAUUGUGAUCUUCUCCUCCACCAAGUGAAUAACCUAAAAGCGAGUGCACAAUCGAACCAGUCAAACCCAACUGAUACAGAGAUUGAUAUGGCAACUCUUCUACGAUCAACUUGCAACACCUUUAUGAAGACAUUGGACGAAUGCAUGCAAAUUGCAAAUGCUACCUUGAGGCCUGAACUGUUUCAACCGACACCUCCAAGUUCCCCACAUGUGACGGUCAUAAAACCAAACAGAAUUAAACACCAUCAUCAAUCCAGUUACAGUUGCACAAAAAGCAGGAAUGAGCUGAAUAACUUUCAAAAUGAAUCGACAAUAGACGAGGCCAACUUCAAGACUGUGGGAAGACCACAGUCAGAAAAUGACAAUCAGCAUCAACUAAACUCAAGAAUGGAAAAUGCAGAAAAUAUGGAAGCAGAGAGGAUGGACAACACUGAAGUAGUGGUUGCAGCUUCUGAGAAGACUGAUGUGAAUGUUGAACUUCAGCCUUCUGAAUUUGCAGACGAAGUUCCCACAAGUGGCGAGGACCUGGGUGACACAAAUGCAACGCCGGAAACAGAAGACAGAGAGAUUCAGACAUUUUUCAGUGCAAUGGAACAAAGAUUUAAUGAUAUCGAAUUUGAGGAAGAGAAUGGUAUUCCUACUCUACCAUUUCUGGAAUCUUGCUAUGCAAUAGUUCCAGUAUUAGAUAAACUUGGCCCAACGGUCUUUGCUCCAGUUAAAUUAGAUUUUGUGGGCAAUAUUAAGAAAAUAAAUCAGAAAUACAUCACUGAUUCCAUAAGGUUCACUACCCUUCAGAAGAUAGUACUGUAUGAAUUGGAAACUGAUGAGGCUACAGUGAGGAACUCUGCCACUGAGGCACUCCUGUGGUUGAAGAGAGGGUUAAAGUUUCUGAAAGGAUUUCUGGAAGAAGUGAACAAUGGAGAAAAGGAUAUCCAAAAAGCUCUAAACACAUCGUACAGUAGAACAUUACGCCAAUAUCACGGUUGGGUCGUUAGAGGUGUCUUUGCAUUGGCAUUAAGAGCAGCUCCAUUUUAUGAAGGCUUUAUGGCAGCUCUUGCUGUAAAUGAAGGAGAUGAACUGAAUGAGGCUUUCUAUGAAGGAAUGAAGAGAGAUUUAAGCCAGUAUCUUCCGGCCAUGGGGAAGCAAAUAGAGAUCUUGGAUGCUUUGUAUGAAGAAUAUAAUUUAGAAUCCGAUGAAGUGGUAUAAUGAUAAAUUAAUGUUCCUCAUAAUGUUGAUUGAAAAGGAAGAAACAUGACAUUUUUAGGUCACCUUUCACCAAAAAUGAAAUAUGCAGCAAAAUAUUAAUUUCUGUUUUAGCCAAGCCCUUUGCUUUCAGUUGAACUACAUUCUGUUAAAUUCCAAAACUUUAUGUGUGUGCUCUGUAAUGGACGAUGGAGGUACAUUUCUGCAUGUGUGUUUGAAGGUAGUGGCAUAUUUAGUGCUUUUCAUCCAAGUAUAUUGGAGUUCAGAUAUGUCACCUUAUUCCUUGAAAACCUUCUAGCAAAAUGACCACCAGGGCCUGAAAAUUUACAAAUUAACUUGAAACACUGAUCACUAUUUAUGUUUGAUGACAUUGCGUGUUCAUCCUGAAAAUAAUUGCUUGUUCUCUAUUUUGUAAAUUUGAGUUCUUAAUGUCCUCUAAAAGUGAUUGAUACGAAGACUUUUCUUUGUAUUGAAUCUGCUUGAAUAUGGUACAUUUCACUUGUUAGAGACACAAUGAGCUUAAGCAGAUGAGCAGUGUCCACCAAUGCUGGAGAAAGCUCAGCAGGUCUGGCAGCAUCUGUGGAGAGCAAAAUAGGAUAAUGUUUUGGUUAAUUUAGUUCUUCGCUGAAGAACCAUAACUCUGUUUGUCUGUCUGCAGAUGUUGCCAGACCUGAGUUUCUCCAACAUUUUCUGUUUGGUUCAGAUUUCCAGCAUCUGCAGUAUUUUGCUUUUUUUCGAGGCACUAAUUGAUAUAAUGAUUAAAAAUAUCACCCAAAAGCAAAUCCAGUCAGUCCAAAUCUAAUAAUGUAUGAAUUUAAUAUAAUUUAUGAUGUGAUAGAGAAUUUUGAUUAAAUCAAUGGACAUAAUUUUAAUCUAUUUCAUAACCUGCACAGCUAUAAUGUAAUUAUGUUUUAAAUAUGAUUUGUGGAGACUGCCACUGAACUUUAUUUAACAUGAAAGCUAAUUUGAGAAUGUUACAGCAAAAACACUUCUGACCUCUGCUCGAAGCAGCAGAGUUGUUUCGGCUAGGUCUGUACACACUAAUCCAUGCAACUCUCCCUACUUUAGCUGUUCCAGUCCAAUGUUUCAGAAGUGAAGUGAUAAGUUGAAACAGUAUUCUACCUGAUUAUGUAAAGGGACAGAAGAAUUAAUGGCCAAGGUACGUGCCAAAGUAAUCCAUCUCCAAUGCAAUUUGUAUGCACAGGCUUCUGUAGACAACUGACUGGAACACAAGGUCAACUCCAAACCUAAUUGGGGAAAAGGCCUGAGCUAUAAAAGAACCUAGAGAAUAAGUUGACAUGAACAUUUCAAAAUUAUUACUCAAUGUGAAGAAGUUGCCAACACUCUUCUUUGGCAAAUUUAUGGUCCUGCCAACUUAUCACCUGGGGUAACUGAACUAACUUAACCUAGUCUAGAUUUUAGAAGUCUUUCUACGAUGCAGUAAAUGGACUUAGCCUGUAAUUAUAGCCAUGAGAAUUUAUUUAACUGAACGUGUACUUGUGGUGUGUGUGUGUGUAUAUAUACAUAUAUAU
Messenger RNA from Hemiscyllium ocellatum (epaulette shark), 3219 nucleotides. It is a transcript of the gene plekha8, whose product is annotated as pleckstrin homology domain containing, family A (phosphoinositide binding specific) member 8. Gene Ontology annotation, molecular function: ceramide 1-phosphate transfer activity; ceramide 1-phosphate binding. The record is from RefSeq and is a predicted model, not a curated record. Gene Ontology annotation, cellular component: cytosol; membrane; cytoplasm. The transcript is spliced from 14 exons. Gene Ontology annotation, biological process: ceramide transport; intermembrane lipid transfer. NCBI's taxonomy places the organism in Eukaryota, Metazoa, Chordata, Chondrichthyes, Orectolobiformes, Hemiscylliidae. Bases 119 to 1690 code for a protein of 523 amino acids.